This is a messenger RNA of Cimex lectularius (bed bug), 761 nucleotides long. RefSeq lists its product as uncharacterized. The coding region runs from base 128 to 745 and encodes 205 amino acids. The record is from RefSeq and is a predicted model, not a curated record. The transcript is spliced from 3 exons. NCBI's taxonomy places the organism in Eukaryota, Metazoa, Arthropoda, Insecta, Hemiptera, Cimicidae.
AAUUUGUAUACCAUGUCUUGUUUUAUCCAAACAUAUGGCAAUUUUUAAAGAAGCUAAAUUGAAUUGGAGAAAAAUUUGUUUUUUGCUUUUUGGAUUCUAAAAAUAACUAAAGUCUUUCUAUUCAAAAAUGAAUCUCUGGUGGAGAUCAUCGUUGCUGAAGCGGGACACAUUCUUUAAUGUUCCCGACGCCAAGACAUUUCCGAACUUUAAACCUUCGUAUGAAAACGAAAAACACGAUAUGUGGGCCGUGAUGAGGAUGGACUAUCAGAAGCGGUGGGAAGCCGAAAGGGACGAAGUUAGGGACGACUACGAAUUUUACAGAAAGGAAAAGAUGAAAUACUUGCAGAGACGUUACGUCACAAGGAUGAAGAAGGCAGAAAUGCGCAAGGAACAGCUCCUGGGGAGGAAAUUGGCAGAAAUGUCUAUUCGCAGCAAGUUUUCAGGUGUACCAGCCCGCGUCGACUCGAAUCUGAAGAGGAGCCAGAGCGAGGCGUCGAGGCCCACGAGAGGAUCUGGCGACGGCUCGAAGAAAGUUGAACUUAAAAAAAGUUCGGAGACCGCCAAAAACAAAGUCGCUGCCAAGAAGACCCCUCUGGGAGAUAAGGAGGCAUCAAAAGUCCCUAGUUUAAAAACCCUUCCAAAAUGUUGCGAGGCCAACAAAGAAAAACUGGAAGAAGAAAAGCCCAUCGAGGAACCCGAUAAAAACAAUAAGGAAAAUGAGUGUUUAUGUAAAAAAUGUGAAUAAAAAAAAGUGAAACCUU